CCCCCGACCGAAACGAUUGCAUUUGACAAGGCUUUCUAUAGGCUACAUGAAAAACCAUGCCUGAGGAAUGCAUGAGACAGGAUCCAAUUAUUGAAUGAUUCCAUGUAUCGCAGAAUAGUGUACACGCACAGGAGGACAAACGUUUCCGUUUCUGAUCUGACGACGUGGAUUACAUCUCAUCUAUCUCGAGAUUAGCCGGGGUUGUUCAGUGUUGUCGCUCUCCACCUCAUCCGAUUCAACCUCGUUUGGCAACGUAAAUAGUAGACUUCUUUUCCACAAAUACAAAACAACGCGUAUAGUUUAUAGACAACUGUUUUUUAAAUUCUGGAUCUAUUCAUAAACCAUGCCUUCGAUUGAGCGGACUGAACUGUGGUUUGGCUAUAGCCUACCAUGCCCUAUUAACUGCGUGCUGAAGUGAUGAUGACGGCCUUUCCCCCGUUUUAUGUUUAUUUCUUCCGCAAGGCGAACGAGAACCUCCGCCAUCAGUGGAAAUGGAGAUAUGUUUUAGAAAUGUGUGCCUAUUAAACGGAUCCUUUUAAAAUGGUGUGUGCGAAGACUGCUAUCAGCAGAAAAUGGAACUACGAACAUGUGUGUAUUUCAUAUUCGAAACGGACACUUGUGAGAUGAAGGAUUACAAGAAAAGCAAUGGCAAUUUUGAUCAAUCAUUGAUACUUCGACGUGAGGAAGCAGGACAACUUGAUGUGCGAAUAUAGAAUCAACGCGUCUUUGACAAUAGCCUGGUUGCAUAGAUGGCAAACACAAGCGAGUUUGGGGAAAGCAAUCCUUCACCACAGAAUUACGCUAUCACCGCCUCUGCGGUGAAACUAGCCUCGCUCGGUCUGAUCAUUUGCAUCAGCCUUGUAGGGAAUGUGGCGCUGUCCCUGCUGGUGCUGAAAGACAGCUCCCUUCAAAAGGCUCCGUAUUAUUUUCUACUUGAUCUGUGCUUGGCAGAUAUAAUACGGUCCACCGUGUGUUUUCCCUUUGUGAUGAUAUCAAUCAAUAACGGUUCCACCUGGACGUACAGCAUUAUAAGUUGUAAGAUUAUUGCCUUCAUGUCAGUUCUUUUUUGUUUCCAUGUAGCGUUUCUGCUCUUCUGCGUCAGUGUCACCAGAUACAUGGCGAUAGCACACCACAGGUUUUAUUCCAAACGAAUGACAUUAUGGACAUGUGUGGCUGUGAUUUGCAUGGUCUGGACCCUCUCUGUCGCUAUGGCUUUCCCCCCUGUAUUCGACGUUGGCACCUACAAAUUCAUCCAUGAGGAGGAACAAUGCAUUUUCGAGCACCGAUACGUGAAAGCAAACGAUACCCUGGGCUUCAUGUUGAUGCUGGCUGUCAUCGUGGGAACAACACACGUUGUUUACAUAAAGAUGCUGUGUUUCGUUUAUGACCACCGCAAGAUGAAACCUGCUCAGCUGGUCCCAGCUAUAAGCCAAAACUGGACCUUCCACGGGCCAGGUGCAACUGGGCAGGCAGCUGCCAAUUGGAUUGCAGGAUUUGGACGUGGUCCCACCCCACCAACAUUAGUGGGCAUCAGGCAAGCCUCGCAUAAUGGAAACAGACGGCUGCUUGUCUUGGAUGAAUUUAAAAUGGAGAAACGCAUAGGGAAAAUGUAUUACAUGAUAACUCUGGCGUUUCUUCUCUUCUGGGCUCCGUACAUUGUUGCUUGUUACCUUCGAGUUUUUGUCAAAGGAGGCACCAUUCCACAGGUCUACCUGACUGCGGCGGUGUGGAUGACGUUCAUUCAGGCGGGGGCGAAUCCCAUUAUUUGUUUCAUAUUCAACAAGGAGCUGAGGAUCCGUCUCAGAGCUUGUUUCCCGUGUUGUCUCAGCACACAGACGCCUAUGUCUAUGGAGCCUUACUGUGUCAUCUGAUAGGUUCAACUGUUGUUUUAGACAAGGGAAAACGAACAGAACUGUCAUGUUGCUAUUAAAGCCUAUAGGUGAUAUUUCUCAGUUGCUCUGCUUGUCCAAUUUUUCCACAUAAGUUGAAGGCCACAUUUUGUGAUUUGCACAUACAGAACGUGUAUGAAGUUGCCAAUCUUGAUUUGAAAUACUAAUAAUUUAGCCUAUUUUAUGAAUCUCAUUAGUAUAUUCUUUGAGUGUAGCCUAGGCCUAUGUCAAUUCUGUGAGAAAGACAUAUGACAUGUGUAUAUAUUCUGUAAAGCUAUUUUGUUUCUUUAUUAUGAACAAACAAAAAAAAUUACUUUGUACCUUUCAGAAAAUCGUAGAAUUAUUUGUGUGGAGAAAGUGUUAACUCACUUUUACAGUAAUUUGCAAAUACAUGUUCUUCCUGGAAUGUUGAAAUAAUCUGGUGAUACAAAUGCAUCCCUUGUACAUUCCCUGUAAAAUAGACAAAAACAUUUUUUUUCUAUGGACAAUGACCAUGGGACUCUAAAAGAAGAAAAGUGUCAGUGCUGCAGAGAGGUGUUUGCAUUGUUUGGACUUCUGAGUAAAUAAACAACAAAUGAAUGAUUA
Salmo salar (Atlantic salmon) is the source of this 2474-nucleotide messenger RNA. The record is from RefSeq and is a predicted model, not a curated record. NCBI's taxonomy places the organism in Eukaryota, Metazoa, Chordata, Actinopteri, Salmoniformes, Salmonidae.